Molecule: messenger RNA, 2236 nt
Organism: Orbicella faveolata
Lineage: Eukaryota; Metazoa; Cnidaria; Anthozoa; Scleractinia; Merulinidae
Product: la-related protein 7-like
Biological process (GO): RNA processing
Cellular component (GO): ribonucleoprotein complex; nucleus
Molecular function (GO): RNA binding
Source: RefSeq, a predicted model, not a curated record
UUCUCCACUGUCAUACUUGCAACUAGUCAUGUAUCACGUGUUGUCUCUUGUGUAAUUAUAUCAAAAUUUAAAAACAGGAUUUUUAAAGGAGUCAGCUUCCAGCAAAAAUCACCAUCUACAUCAUGGUCACAGCCAACUUCUUUGCUGAGCUAUUUGUCUGAUUCAUUGGAAAAAGAUAGCAAAAUUACCCAGCUACUCCAACGGUUAAAUAAAGCCACCUACCAUAAGAAAUUUCUGAUAGCCCUGUUCAAAACAGAUUUGUUCCUACCAUGAUUUGUUACUCUUCAUUUUUAUUUUGUUUUCCCUGCAGUUGUAGCAAUUUCAACAAUUGCUAGUUUUAACAGGAUGAAACAGAUAACAGAUGACAUAAGCCUUGUUGUAAAAGCCAUGAAAGUGUCCUCUAUGCUUGAGGUCAGCGAAGAUGAGACAAUGGUCAGACGUACAACUCCUGUUCCUGAGCCAAGAAAUGUUGAUGCAGAAACCAUCUACAUUGAAAGACUCCCACCUUAUGCUGAUCAUGACUGGCUGAAGGAAAUUUUUAGCAAGUAUGGGAAGGUGGUGUACAUCAGUAUUCCAAGGUUUAAACACACUGGAGAUGUUAAAGGAUUUGCUUUUGUGGAAUUCGAAUCUGCAAAAGAAGCUCAAGAAGCAGUUGAGGUUUUCAAUAAAGAAGGAAGGCAAAAGCAAGCCAGUGAACCAGAGGAGAAAAACGAAAACGGUGAUAGGACAGAACAGUCAAGUGAACAGCUCAAGAUGGCGAAAGGAAAAAGAAAACGCUCGCAUAGCGAAUCAGAAGUUGAAAUCCAAAAGCACAAAGAACGAAAACGGAGGAGAACGAUUAGUGAAUCUUCAGUGGAUUCAGGCGAAACAGAGGAACAGGAGGAUGUGAGCAAAAGUAGCGAUAUUAAACAAAAACACAAGGAGUCUAAGAGCGGCGAAGAAGGUAGUGAAAGAGACAAAAAUGGAAAGGAAGGACCGAACAGUGAACAAGAUGGGAAAGACAAGAAGGGCAAGAAAAUUGUACGGUGGCAAGAAGGCAAUGAAGAUGAGGAUACUGUUACAAGAAGGAGUGGAUUAAAAGCACGUCAACGAUCUCACGCAGAUUCGGCUGACGAUGAUGAAAGCGUGGAACACAAACGUAAAAAGACGGCUGACAAGGCGGAAACGAACUCUGAAAAUAAUGCUGAGGAAAGCGGCGAGGAUAACACUGCCAAGAAACACAAGAAGAGAAAACGGAAAAAGAAGGAGAGGAAAGAAACAAGAUUACCGCACCUUCGAGUGAUUUCCAAGCUGGAAUGGUUAGAACUGAAGAAAGAAUACAAGAAUCUACAACGGGAAGCUAUGAACAAAUUGAAGAAACAGCUACACGAGAAGCCUUCAGCGGAUUCGAGCCAAGCUAGUAACCAAACUAAGAAACAAUCACAAGGCCAGGUUGAAGUGUCAAAGAAGAAAAACCAAAAUAAAUCGUCACAAGAAGACAGCCAGGCUGUAAAAGACUUACCAUACACUCCUGGAGUAAUUUUAAAAUUCAGUUGUCAAAGUCAGGGCUUGACUAAGAAAGAAAUAAGGGACAAGUUUUCUUCUCACGCGCCAGUGGCCUAUUUGGAUUUGACUGAGGGCAGUGUUGAGGGUCACGUUCGCUUCCAUACCGCAGAAAAAUGUAGCGCGGUGUUUGAAACAAUGUCAUCGACAAACGAUGAAUUAAAACUCCACAAACUAACAGAGGAGGAUGAGAAAGCGUACUGGGAGAAGAUAAAUGCCGAUCGCGUAACAAGAUAUAAUGCUAAGAGAGGGAAGAAAAGAGGAACUGAAAAGGUUGCAAGAAAGGCCGAAGCCCUGCAAGUACAACGGCAAAGUCAUAUUCGUUUUGAUGACAGUGAAGGCGAAGCAGAGACGUGACAUCAAAAUGCGAGACAACACAAAUGAGUUCGUUGCUGGACUAUUUAGCCUUGAAGAAAUGAGUAUAAAACUGUGGGAGAAUUUUAAUCCACGCGAGAACAUCACGAGACUAACUGAAGCGCAAUUGAGGCCGUGUUACAAGGCAGUUCUUGUUAUAUAGUACUUUUCUAUUAGAUCAGCCUUUUUGCCCAUUUAGUGAAUAUGCCACAAAGACCAGCCUGGUUAAUUUCGAGCACGUCAAGGUUAGAAUUUCUAGCUUAAUUUCAUUAACUUAAAUUUAUAUCAGUGUUAAAUUUUACACGACCGAUAAUGAGCUUUUAAGAAAAUUAUUAAAUAG